This is a messenger RNA of Telopea speciosissima, 2138 nucleotides long. RefSeq names its product dnaJ protein ERDJ3A. NCBI's taxonomy places the organism in Eukaryota, Viridiplantae, Streptophyta, Magnoliopsida, Proteales, Proteaceae. Bases 84 to 1778 code for a protein of 564 amino acids. The transcript has 7 exons. The record is from RefSeq and is a predicted model, not a curated record.
CGAAGAGCAAGUUGUUGAUUCGCCCUGUUGUGAUUUCGCAGAAAAAUAGCAAAAGUUGAAGAUCAAAACAUCGACCAGUGGAGAUGAGAGCUCGUUUUUUGCUACUGUUAUUUCUAUUAGCAUCGCUCUUGUGCUUCACCCGAGCGGCAAAGACCCUCGACCCAUACAAGGUUCUUGGGGUUGAGAGAAACGCAAGCCAACGGGAAAUUCAGAAAGCUUUCCACAAGCUUUCUCUUCAGUAUCACCCUGAUAAAAACAAAAACAAGGGCGCACAAGAGAAGUUUGCUGAUAUCAAUAAUGCAUAUGAAAUUCUAUCUGAUGAAGAAAAGAGGAAGAAUUAUGAUCUAUAUGGGGAUGAGAAGGGAAACCCCAGGUUUGAAACAGGCCAUUCCGGGAAUGAUGGGGGACAUACUUACUUCACCAGUGGUGGCUCUGGAUGGCAGGGCAUGGAUGGUCAAGGAAACACCAAGUCAUUCUCCUUUUCCUUUGGCAAUCCAAGUUCUGGUCAAAGUUCAUUUGGUUUUGGUCUCAAUGAUAUCUUCUCCAAUUUUUUUGGUGGUGAUAUGAAAGGUGGGAACCAUUUUGGUGGUUUUGGUAGCUCAUCCGGAUCUCAUACUGGCCCUAGGAAGUCCACAAAAAGCAUCCAGGCUGUUAAUUCACAGGUGUUUAAGAAGGAAAUAGCAGAUCAAGGAAUCACUUGGAUUCUGUUAUCUUACAAACCUACAUUUAAGGACAAUGAUUAUUAUGAAUCCAUUGUAGAGGAGGUAGCCACCUCAUUGCAAGGGGCACUGAAGGCUGGCAGCAUAAAUUGCCAACAUGACGCAUCUUUCUGUAAGGACGUCGGUAUAAUGACCACCAGGGUACCAGGGGUAUUUAUUUAUUCGUAUAGAGCAAGUGAUAAGGGCUCCUUAUUGGAGUAUAGUGGUGAUUGGAAUGCUAAGAGUUUGAAGACUUUCUGCCAAGAUCACUUACCAAGAUUCUCAAGAAGGGUGGAUUUAAAUCGUUUUGAUUUUUCCUCAAGCCCUACAGAAAACCUGCCUCGGGUGCUGCUGCUCUCUACAAAGAAAGACACACCUGUGAUCUGGCGUGUCCUUAGUGGCCUGUAUCGUAAGCGAUUCAUCUUCUAUGAUGCACAGGUCCAAGAUGCUUCUGAUCCAAGGGUGAGAAAGUUAGGGGUUGAUUCAAUUCCAGCUGUUGUUGGUUGGACGACUAACGGGGAGAAGCACGUAUUGAAGACAGGAAUUUCUGUAAAAGAUUUGAAGUCUGCUAUUCAUGAUCUGAGUGUCCUACUUGAUGGCUUUGAGAAAAAGAGCAAGAAAGCGGCUUCAAGUCAGGCAAAGAGGCCACAUUCUGAAACACAAGGGAAAAGCAUACCACUACUUACAAGCUCAAACAUGGAAUCCCUUUGUGGAGAGACAACACCUGUUUGCAUUAUAGGUGCUUUCAGAUCAUCCAAAGGGAAGGAGAAGUUGGAAACCAUUCUGUCUGCAGUAUCUCAGAAGUCUCUGACAAGACGGCAGAACCAAGCUUCUAGCUCUGGGGAUUCUGUUUCUUAUUCUCUGUUGGAUGCUACCAAGGGGCAAGCAUUCCUCAACUCAUUUGACAAGUCUCGGUUCCAAUCCUUGGAUAAGUUUCUUGUGGCUUACAAGCCCCGGAGAGGGAAGUUCGCAGCAUUUGUGGAUGAAAUGACUACAGAGGAAGUGGAAAGGUUUAUUAGUUCUGUUCUUAAUGGGGAUAUCAAGUUCAUGAAGGUACGGCAAAAGCCUGUUCUCAAGUGAUUCUGGGACAAACUAGAGAGGCUUUCUCAUCAUCAUGACAGUGUUACUGCAUUGGGUUUAGUCCCCUGAUGCCAGCUACUUGAUGGUGUUGAUUUUUUACUGCGUAUAAUUUCUUCGCAAGCUCGUAUAUCCAACUGUAGUAUCGUCAAACUAGUGGAGAGCCCAUUACACUGAUAAAUUGUGGCUACUUAGAGAUCUAUGUACAGAAGGGUGGAAAUAUUUUUAACCCUGCUUAGGAAUUUUUUUCUUUUUAAACUGAACAGCAUACCUGGAUGUAUAAACUGCUUAUCAUGUCAGUUCGGCAAAAAGAGGGCAAAUGCCAUUUUAAUUUAAUAAAGUAAGUUCUCUGACCUUUUUUUU